CUUUUCGCAUCAUCUGUUGUCUGCUUUAAAGAUGUUAAGUGGUAAAGUACUCAAUUGUUUAGUAUCAAUGUUCACUAGACGUACUUAUAUAACCUUUGUUGCAUAACAAAAUGACAAUACAUACAAUUUUCCUUUUUACUAUAUACUAUUUAAAUCUUUUUUGAUGAACAAGUAAGAACAAUAAAGGGUGAGGUUCUUGAGUCGUGCAAAUUGGAGAAGUGAACAAACAAAAAGACAAAGUCCAACGUCAGAUUAUUAACCCUGAAUUUUUUUUUUUUCUUUUGGUUAAAUCUUUGAUGAUGGAAGGGAAGAAUUAAUUUGAGAGAUACCCUUUUCUCUUCAUCUUCUCAUAAUCUCAUCCACAUCUAUCUUCUCUUCUUCUCUCUCUUAUAAAACUCUCUCUCACACACACACACAGUACUGUAGGAAGAGGGUCUGGCUUUCUUUUGUUUUCAUCUGUGUGGCUUCUACUGCAGCUUCAUGGGGUGCUAAGUGUUAACAGCUAUCAGCCAUCUUUUCUUUUUUCCUAUUCUUUUUUUUUUUUUAUAUUUUGUUGGUUGCCCAAAUAAGAAGAGAGGUUGUGUGACACUGCAAAGAUUCACUGACCAACUUUCAUCUUUUGUAGUCUUUCUUGCUUUCUGAUUUCAACUCUUAACAAGAAAAAAGUUUGCAUCUUUUCUUUUUGCCAUUAAUAGCUUAGGGUUUUCAAGGAGAUGAGAAAGCAGCUGGAAACUGAAAGCAGCCAUGAAAAAAAAGCUGCCCACUUUCUAUGUUGUUGUUGCCUUUGUGAAGAGGAGCUCAAGAAUUUAUUUAGUCUUCAUGAAUAAUUAGAUAGCUGAACUGUUUUCAUCAACUUUCAUCAAAUUUAUUUCUGAAAAAGUUGAUCAUCAUCAUCAUCUCAGUGGUUCAUGAGUGAAUGAAUUAUCCUAGCUGAGAAUUUUAUAUCAUAUAUUAAUCAAAAUCUUUCAAUUACUUAAUUUCUUCAUUGCAAGAUCUUUGAGGUUGAUCAAUUUUUUGGAUGAUGAUGAUGAAUAAGGCAGCUGGUAUUCAGCUGGUAGAUGAUGACAUGUCAAAUUUGACAUCUGCAUCUAAUGAAGCCAGCAAUUGUUCUGGAAGCAACAGGAUUGAUCUCGGUGCUACUACUCAAACUCAACCGGCUGCAAAGAAGAAGAGAAAUCUUCCAGGCAAUCCAGACCCAGAAGCAGAAGUGAUAGCAUUAUCUCCAAGAUCCCUGUUGGCAACAAACAGGUUUGUGUGUGAGAUCUGUAACAAAGGGUUUCAGAGGGAUCAGAACCUUCAAUUACACAGGAGGGGUCACAAUUUGCCAUGGAAGUUAAAGCAAAGGAACAAGCAAGAGGUGGUGAGGAAGAAAGUGUAUGUUUGCCCAGAAACAACAUGUGUCCACCAUGAUCCCUCUAGAGCUCUUGGGGACCUCACUGGGAUUAAGAAGCACUUUUCCAGGAAGCAUGGUGAGAAGAAAUGGAAAUGUGAAAAGUGCUCUAAACGCUAUGCUGUUCAAUCAGAUUGGAAAGCUCAUUCCAAGAUUUGUGGUACCAGAGAGUAUAGAUGUGAUUGUGGAACCCUCUUUUCAAGGAGGGACAGUUUCAUCACUCACAGAGCUUUCUGUGAUGCUUUAGCAGAAGAAAGUGCCAAGUCAAUGACAUCUUCCAACCCACUCAAUAUUCUUCCCUUACAUCAACAACAACAACAAACCAUCCAACUUAACAACCUUAAUCCUAUUAAUCCACUUCUUCAUCACCACCACAACAGUACUAAUACUGCUGGAGUUUUCUCACUCAAAAGAGAGCAAUUAGAUAUACAACAACAACAACAUGGUUUCAACUUCAGGCCUCCAGUACCUCCUGAAAUGCCAGCUUGGCUUGCCAACUUGCCGGCCGCCGUCGCUGAGCCGGCCGCCAACCCUAACCCUAAUUCUCAUGCAUAUGCGAAUAUGUCGGCCACAGCAUUGCUUCAGAAAGCAGCUCAGAUUGGGGUCACAAUGAGCAACAAACCAGCUUCUGAUAUGAAUAUUGGGUUGUUUAGUUCAGCUGGUUCUAGCCUGAACUUGUCCUCAUCAGUACUUGAAGAUUUAGGAGAUAAUAAUCGUGGGUUCUUCCACAAUAAUCAGCUUGGGUUGGCUUCAUUUGAGAAUAAUAAAUCUCUUGGUCAAACUGAUAAUCAUCAUCAGCAUCAUCAUCAGCAUGGAGGCGGAGGAGCUUUCAUGGGAUUGAUGAGUUCUUUUACCUCAUCAGGAAACCAUAAUGGUGGAGGAUUUAUUGAAGGAAUAAUGUCACAAAGUCCCUUUGGAGAUAAUCAGGAAUUUGAUGGCGGCGGGAUGGUGAAUUCCAAGAGAGACAUUAGCUUCCAGACUGAUCAUGGAAGUAGUAAUAAUAAUAAUAAAAGGCAAAGAGAUGAUCAUAAUGGCGACGGUGGAGGCGGCAGCGUCGGCGGUGCCGGUGGUGGUGGUGGUAACAAUGGGAAUAAUGAUGGGUUGACGAGGGAUUUUUUGAGUUUAAAAGUGUUUCCGCAAAGGGAGUUCAUUAGUAUGGAUGAUCUUCAUCAUCAAAUGGCGGGUUCAUCUUUUGAUCAUCAGAAUCCACCUCCAUGGCAGAGUUAAUUAAUUUGAUAAAGAUAACAUACAACAUUAUUUUGGCUGUCUUUAAUACAUAUAUUCCUCCCGUUGUUGUCAAAUCUUUUUGCUCUCUUAUAUAUUUGUACUACUACUACAGCCUCAUCUUUCAACCAGAUUCAAGAUGUCCCAAGUAUCAUGAUAAAUAAUUUGUACCAUUAUUGGAAAAUGUAUCAUAUUAUAGCAUAACAUUUUUUUGGCGGGGAUUACUGUUGUGUCAUUUGAAGAAUUCAUUUUCUUGUUUUUAUUACAGAGGAUCAAAUGUAAAUUUGGAGAGUGAGAGGAGAUUUUUUUUUAAAAAAAUGGAACAUGAAUAAUGGC
Oldenlandia corymbosa var. corymbosa is the source of this 2950-nucleotide messenger RNA. NCBI's taxonomy places the organism in Eukaryota, Viridiplantae, Streptophyta, Magnoliopsida, Gentianales, Rubiaceae. The record is from the annotation of a GenBank genome assembly.